Tripterygium wilfordii is the source of this 2418-nucleotide messenger RNA. RefSeq names its product serine protease SPPA, chloroplastic. The record is from RefSeq and is a predicted model, not a curated record. The transcript is spliced from 13 exons. Gene Ontology annotation, cellular component: membrane. Bases 124 to 2172 code for a protein of 682 amino acids. Gene Ontology annotation, molecular function: peptidase activity. NCBI's taxonomy places the organism in Eukaryota, Viridiplantae, Streptophyta, Magnoliopsida, Celastrales, Celastraceae.
UCAACGUGUCAGUCGAAGAAGUGUCGACGUGGACGAAGCAUUGCCUCCUUGUCGUCGUCGUGGACUUCCCAAGGAGGCGAGUCUCGAGCUCCAGGUUCGCAGACGGUAGUUUCUUUCUCUCCAAUGGCUAAGCUGCUGCUACACGUUCCACACUUUCCGCCGAUUCACGGCCGCGCCGUCUGUGCUAUUCUCUCGAAGCCCUCAAGUUUCCAACUCCUCUCUCCUCUCUUCUCUAGACUCCUCACGAGUACGUUCCUCCACGCUCCUCUCUCCAUCCCUGCCUCUCCCAGUUCAGUUUCCCAUCGCAACCUCUCGGUCCGUGCUUUCGAUUCCUCUUCCUCCGAAGCGAAGCCUGAAGCAGAGAAAGAUAAUUGCACUUCCAAGACUGAAAUCAAGGACGCCAAGGAUGAGGAAUAUCCGAGUGGAGAAUUUGAGUUCGAGCAGGUUGGGGCAUGGCGGAGCUUUCUGGUGAAGCUCAAGAUGCUCAUUGCGUUGCCUUGGGAGCGUGUCCCCAAGGGCAGCAUUUUGACCAUGAAAUUACGAGGCCAGAUAUCUGAUCAGCUAAAGAGCCGUUUCUCUUCAGGAUUAUCGCUCCCUCAAAUUUGUGAAAACUUCAUAAAAGCAGCAUAUGACCCUCGUAUCUCUGGCAUCUAUCUCCAUAUUGAACCAUUGGAUUGUGGAUGGGCCAAAGUUGAGGAAAUUCGAAGGCAUAUCUUGGACUUCAAAAAAUCAAGUAAAAGUGUUGUCUGCUAUGUCCCUGCUUGUGGAGAGAAGGAGUAUUACCUUGCAUGUGCUUGCGAAGAGCUAUAUGCUCCCCCAAGUGCUUACUUUUCCCUGUAUGGUUUAACUGUGCAAUCAUCAUUCCUUGGAGGUGUUUUUGAGAAAGUAGGUAUUGAACCUCAAGUGCAAAGAAUUGGCAAAUACAAAAGUGCAGGGGAUCAGCUUACUCGUAAAACUAUGUCAGAAGAAAAUUGUGAGAUGCUGACAGCAUUGCUUGAUAACAUCUACGGGAAUUGGCUGGACAAAGUUUCUUCUGCAAGAGGAAAGAAAAGAGAGGAUGUGGAGAAGUUCAUAAAUGAAGGCGUUUACAAAGUAGAAAUGCUGAAAGAAGAAGGACUGAUAACAAAUAUACAAUAUGACGACGAGGUUAUCUCAAUGUUGAAAGGGAGACUUGGUGUCCAAAAAGAUAAAAAUCUUCCCAUGGUUGAUUACAGAAAAUACUCUCGCGUCAGGAGAUGGACUCUUGGUCUGACUGGUGGUAAAAACCAGAUAGCUGUUAUCAGAGCUUCUGGGAGUAUUCAGCGUUCGCGGGGUCCAUUAAGCACUUCUAGUUCCGGUAUCAUUGGGGAGCAAUUAAUUGAGAAGAUUCGUCGUGUAAGAGAGUCAAAAAGAUAUAAAGCUGCCGUCAUCCGAAUUGACAGCCCUGGAGGUGAUGCUCUUGCUUCUGAUUUAAUGUGGAGGGAGAUCAGACUUUUGGCUGAAUCAAAACCUGUGAUUGCAUCAAUGUCUGAUGUGGCUGCAAGUGGAGGAUACUAUAUGGCAAUGGCUGCGUUGACAAUUGUUGCGGAGAAGCUGACUCUAACUGGUUCAAUUGGAGUAGUCACAGGGAAAUUUUGCCUGGGUAAACUAUAUGAAAAAAUUGGCUUCAACAAGGAGAUUAUAUCACGGGGAAGAUUUGCGGAGCUCCUUGCAGCGGAACAACGACCAUUCAGACCAGAUGAAGCAGAACUCUUUGCAAAGUCUGCACAGAAUGCCUAUAAGCAAUUCAGGGACAAGGCAGCUUUUUCAAGAUCAAUGAGUGUAGAAAAGAUGGAAGAAGUUGCACAAGGCAGAGUAUGGGCAGGUAAAGAUGCAGUUGAUCGAGGUUUGGUUGAUGUAAUUGGUGGGUUCUCCCGGGCUAUUGCCAUAGCAAAACAGAAAGCUAAUAUACCCAAACAUGAGCGGGUUACUCUUGUUGAGUUAUCACGACCAUCUCCUACUUUACCCGAGGUCGUAAGUAGCAUAGGGAAUACUGUUGUUGGGGUUGAUGCAACAUUGAAAGAGCUGCUUCAAGACUUGACAUUUUCCGAAGGAGUUCAAGCCCGGAUGGAAGGAAUCAUGUUUCAGAGACUUGAAGGAGCUUCUUAUAACCCCAUCUUUGCUCUGAUGAAAGACUUUCUUAGUUCUCUCUGAUCUGCCCUUGCUACAGGUUGUGUCCAUCUCAGUUUUUCCAUUUACAUUCUUUUCGCAUUUCCCUAUUUUGUUCUGACAUGAUCAGUUUUUAGACAAUCGAUAUAGCCAUAUAGGGAUACAGAGAAUAUAUCUUCACAGGGGUGAAACCAACCUGAUUGAAAAGGGUUGGAGGCUUCCAGUAACCCUUUUACCUUACCGUUACAAUUACUGAAUUACAAUCUCAAUAGCAAAGCCUUCUAUUACACA